Prinia subflava (tawny-flanked prinia) is the source of this 6648-nucleotide messenger RNA. RefSeq names its product glypican-5-like. Gene Ontology annotation, cellular component: plasma membrane; extracellular region; cell surface. The coding region runs from base 131 to 1885 and encodes 584 amino acids. The transcript is spliced from 8 exons. Gene Ontology annotation, biological process: regulation of protein localization to membrane; positive regulation of canonical Wnt signaling pathway; cell migration. The record is from RefSeq and is a predicted model, not a curated record. NCBI's taxonomy places the organism in Eukaryota, Metazoa, Chordata, Aves, Passeriformes, Cisticolidae.
CGGGGAGGGGCGGCGGCCGCUCCCGCCGAGGAGGAGCGCGGGCGGCGGGCGGGGGCAGCGCUGCCGGGACCGGCUGAGGGCCCGCGCCCCGCAGCGCUCGGGCCGCCCGCGGCCGUGGCCGGGGUGCGAGAUGGCCGCCGGCGGGAGCCGCGCCGUCCUAGGGCUGUGGCUGCUGGCGGCGGGGCUGUGCGGCGCGGUGGCGGCGGGCAGGUCCCCCAGCUGCCACGAAGUGCGGACGGCGUUCCAGCUGCGGCAGAUCGGGCCCCUCAAGCUGGUCCCCGACGUGCCCACGGCCGAGUCAGAUUUACAGAUCUGUCAGCACAGGGCACCAACAUGCUGCACCAAAAAAAUGGAAGAAAGCUACCAGGCAGCUGUUCGAAGGGAGAGGACUCAGAGCAUCCAGGCACUGAACUUUGAGCUGAAGUACAUGAUUGUUGGUCACAUCACAGCUUUCCAAGAGGCCUUUGAGUCUUUGCUUCGCUUUGCUGAAAACCGCACAAGUUCCCUGUUUGAGACAGCUUACAGACCUAUGGCAAAAGAAGCAGCAGAGCCUGUUAAGGAGCUUUUUACAGACAUCUCUCUCUACAUUCUGGGCGCAGAGACCACGGUGGAAAGCGCGGUGCUGCGGUUCUUUGACAGUCUCUUUCCUCUGGUGUACAGCCGGCUAAUAAACCCAGGAAUUACAGAUCUGUCAGAGGACUAUACGGAGUGUCUACGGCUUACAAGGCAAGACAUAAAUCCUUUUGGACACUAUUCUAAAAACUUGGUUACAGAGCUGUCAAAAUCCCUUUGGGCCAGCAGGAUGCUGAGCCAGGCCCUGAGCCUGGGCAUUGAAGUGAUAAAUACCACUGAGCACGCCGCCCUGAGCAAGGAGUGCAGCAGAGCCCUGGUGAAGAUGCAGUACUGCCCGCACUGCCAGGGCCUGACGCUCAUCAGGCCCUGUGUGGGCUAUUGUCUCAAUGUCAUGAGGGGCUGCCUGGCCAGCGUGUCCGAGCUGGAUGCACAAUGGAGGGAGUUCAUCUCCACGCUGGAGUAUCUGGUGAAUGAAAUGGCUGCCUCCCACGAGCUGGAGGUCGCGCUGUCGGGGAUCUGGAACGCCAUCAACGAGGCCAUCCUGCACGCGCAGCUGAACGGGCCGCAGCUCUCUGCCACCGUGGAUAAAGUGUGUGGACAGCCCAGACAGCAAGGGGCGAACCUGUCUUCAGCCAGUGUGGUGCCAGUGAAGGCAGUGACUGAAACCCAGCCGUUUGUGAUGGCUCACACCAGCCUGAGCAAUAAAAGAAGAGAGUUCAUCACGUACAUGAAGCGCUCCCGAACCUUCUAUGCCUCUAUAGCAGAAAGGCUUUGUGAUGGGGACCUGGUGAUGAGAGACAGCUCGACCUGCUGGAAUGGAGAGGAUGUCGUGGAAAGUUACACCAGCAGAGUUGUUUCCAAUGGACUGAAGGCACAAAUUAAUAAUCCGGAACUGAAAGUCAGAGGGUUGGACCCACUCAUCAACAAUUUAAUUAAAAAACUUCAGCACUUUAAUCAACUGGAUGCUGAGAAGGCGAAGCUGAAGCUGGAGAGGUGGGGACCCCGGGAUGCUGGCAGCGGGGCAGGAAGGAGCGAGGAGCUGGAGUCCAGCGGAGACUGUGAUGAUGAGGAUGGCUGCCAAGGAUCCGGGGACAGGAUGCACACAGCAGAUAUACUCAAGGACAAGAAAACCCAUCCAGAAAACAGAAAUGAACCAAAACCAACCGUGAAAAAGAUUGACACCACAACCACCACAAGCACUGUCAAGUCAUCCUCCAAACACAGUGUAACUGGAAGUGGGAGCAGCGCAGCCCCGAGUCCCUCCCUUGCUGUCCUGGCAGCACUGGCAGUCGUGUGGCACUGUCCCCUGUAGCUGCAUUGCCCUGCAGAUGCUGUGCUAGUGCUCCUGUUCACUGUCACCGAUACCUGCAGCCUUACCCGACCGGAAACAAAUGGAAAUGGCUCUUUGUUGAUGUGAUUUGUUUGGAGAAAUAAAAAGGGAAAUGCUGGAGUUGGCAGAUACCAAGUGUCAUCCCUUACAAUGUCUGAAGAUAGCCUUUGGCAAAGCCCACCCAAGGUACAGCAAGGGUGAUCACAAGGGUCUGAGUACCUUAAGUUAUGGGGUAGAAAUACCUGAAAACACAGAAAUUGUGUAUGUGUGUGUUACUGUUUUUAUCGAUUUCAUUUGCUAGACUCUGACUGGCUGUUGUUUAUUUGUUUAAUUUUUCUGGUAAGUUAUAUGAAUGGUCGGUCUUCAAAUUCAAGGCAACCCAUACUUUGUUUUCUUUAGUGAACAGUUAACAAGCUGUGCUGCAGCUCACAGAAUCACAGAACCUUAUGGGGUUGGGAUGGCCCUUAAAGGUCAUCAAGUCCCAGCCCCUGCCACAGCCAGGGACACCUCCCACCAGCCCAGGUGCCAGCUUGCUCCCUGUACAGUGAGUGCUCUCUACCAGCUUGAGGAAAUUCCUGAGUGGCCAAGGAGAUCAAAACAUGUUUGAAACUUCUUUACACUCCUAUUGUUUAGAUUGUAGGAAGCAACAUAAAAACAUAUGGUGUGUCUAAUAUAUCAGUGUAGUUGCCUUAACUGUGGAAAAAAUAGAACCACUUUGUUUACUGAGGGACAUAGAUAGUGAGUUUCCCUGCCCCACAAAAUGUCAUUACCAGAUGCUUAAGCAUAUGCUCAAGGCUUAUUGGAUGAAUGUCCAGCAAAGGGAAACAUAAAUAAACAUAAUAAUGUUUUAUCCACUUGAAUGCAGCUCUGUACAGAAAAAAAAAAUUAAAGGAAAAAAAAGAUUAUUCAGUUCAAACUUACUUUGCCUAUGAGAUGUUACAUAGAAACCAACUUAAGUUUUCCAUAAAGGUCCCAGAGAUAUAAAUUAUUGGGAACGCCCAUUAGACACUAACUAGAUUUUGUGCAUUAUGGAUCUCUGAAAUCAACUGUUUCAUAAACUGUGUAUUAUUUAAUUACAUUUAAUGUUUAAAAUUUUGUAUCACGUUAGGUGUAAAUGUAAAACAUUCUGAAAUCUAGGACAUUCUCUGUUAUUCUUCUCUUAAUUACUACCCUAGAAAAUGUCAAAUGUGCAUUAUAUUACAACGCUAUUUUUUUUAAGUCAAUGAUACAUUGAUGCAUUUUAACUUUUUGGAUGAAAAAGUAUUAUACUUACUUCUAAUGGGUUAAGAGUUAAUGUGUGUUUUCCAACAACUGUUUACAGUGCCAUUGAAUAUGUGUAUACAAACACAACUGUAUGAAUACAGUGAUUAAUAUGAUAAAUAUAUGAAACAUUAGAAUUGUUAUAUUUACUACAUUUCAUAACUAUUACAACCGUUUAAUGGCCAUUUUCAUGUUGUAGACUAUUCUUAUGUACAGUUUUGUAAGAUUUAAUGUAAAACACUUGCCUCUGGUUUUUUGUAAAACAUCUCUUUGAUACUUGGCGUUACCCAAUCCCUGAGGUUACUCAGAAGAAGAGCCCUGUAUCUCACUAAGCAGCUGCAGGCAUUUUAUUGGCAGCUUUGAUUACAGAGGCCUGACUCCCAGAAGGUGCCAUGGGCCAGGCUUACUGCUGGGUGUCACCACACAGGAGGGGACAACAGCACAGAACAAGCAGACAAUCAGUGAACAGAGGCUCACUACACUUGCACGUUUCCAGACAGUACCAGUGAAUAUAUCUAAUUGUGUUUGCAAAGGUGGGGCUUGAGUUUUCCAGUUUUGGUUCCUAGAUCUUUGUAACAUAAAGGUAUAAUCAGAACCAUGGAUGCACCCAGCUGCAAAGGCUGUACUUCUAAAGUGGCAGCAGCCACUUUAUCUUCUAAAAGAUAAUUUGAUUUUAAUGUUGAAACAAGGAGAUAAAAUGGAGAAGAUAUAUUAAUAUCAAGUGGUUUAUAUUUUAACUCUGAUUUUUCACAAUGAGAUGGAUAUUAAUAUCCCUAAGGAAUGUUUCCCAGUCUGGUCAGUUUUCCCACAAGUAUUUAAAUAGCUGUCCUGUGUUUUCCAGGGUUUGUGAGCUGCACCAGUCUAUGGAACCAUAAUUAAAAAUGCUGCUUCUUGUAUUCAUUCUCGGUGCCCUUUGGAAAAGUGCUGUGGAGGUGUGCAGGUCUCACCCCUUGAGCAGUGGAAGGACUCUGUCAUGCCUGGCACUCAGAGAAUCCUGCCCUGUGAUGGCUGAGUCAGGCAGGAGCUCUCUGUGCACACACAGAAAUGCACCCCGGGUGCUCACAGUCCCCACCUGCCCCCCAGCUCACACAAGCCCUGUGGCUUCCCUGGAGCAGUUCCUGGUGCUUGCCAGCCUGACUGCUGAUUUGUGUUCUCACGCUCACAGUGCUCAGUCUUCACUCAGGCACUGAAAGUGCCCGUCAGGAUUCCUAUGGCUGGAGGUUUCAGGGCCCGGCUCCAGUCCUGCCACAGUCAGCUGUGCAGUUGCAGUUUUCAGGUUUUUCUCCUCUGCAGAGAGGGAACUCAAACAGCCAGAGCCAGGUGUGUUUCUGAGCUCUGUUCUGGAACAGGUUUGAGCAGCAAUCUCAUCUCACCAGCCAUGUGUUCAGCUGCAGCAGAAAGAGCUGCAAAAGCCCGCAGGAGGCAAGUAUGCCAUAAUUCACCCAGGGAGGAGUUUGUUGUUGCUAAAUGUCAUCAUUUUGCUAAACAGAAACCUCUGAAAAAUCAAGGGUUUGGAUUUGGGGAUUGGUUGGCGAAUAUUUGUAUUCAUCUCUCAAGCUAAACAAGAUAACCCUUUAAAAGUUUCUGCAACAAAACACAAGAAGUUCAAAUUGUGGGGUGAGAUAGAAUCAGUUAUUUCAUUGGACUCAACCAAUAUUUUGGUAAGACACGACUUGCUGCAGAAUGAGGGAAGAGGGCUCUACAUCAAUUAGUACAUUUCAUGCAAAAACACUUCUACACUGUAAGACAAGUACUGGUCAAACCAGCGUGAAAUAUGUUCACAGUGAGCAUCAAAAAUGGUGCCAUUUUAAAGGGCAAUACAGUUUAUUUUUACUGGUGGUUUAUGAUGUUUUUUUCCCUCAGGAUCAGUUGUAUUUACAUAUUUUAAAAAGAAUGUUUUCCAUCAAACAAACCAUCUACACCAGCAAAGGCAAAAGCUACUGGCUGUGUCAGAUAAAGGACACGUUCAUUUUCAGAUCAAUAAGAUACCUGCUUUACAAAGUCUUAGUUUGUUACCCAGGACACUGUAAUUAUGAUGUAAUUACAAAGGUCUAAAUUCAAAAUACUUUUGAACUUGUCUGUGUAAUCUCAGUGUAAAAUAAGGUACCAGUCUAAGAGCAUUGCUGUAGCCUUGCCUAACAGUUACGAAUUGUAUUUAGCCACUGCUUUCUGAUUGUUUAUUGUUUUGCUAUGACUUUCUUUGAGUAUUUUGCUGUGCCCACAUUUCUGAAUGCCAGCAUUGGAAAGUAACUGCUGUCAUACAUUUGUGAGUAAAAUCAACGUACAAUUUUCUGUUGGGAGUGAUGCAGGCUUUUUACCAAAUCAGACAAAGCUGCCACGGGUACAGUGUCGGUUCUUAGUGUUUCACUGCUCUUCAGGCUCUGUGUUCUGCAAGAGGCUCAGGUCUGUGGGUCUCCAGUGCCCUUCCUGGCUGUGAAAGCACCAGGGGAGGAUGGGCGUGGGUGGGCAGAGGCGUGGGUGGCUGCAGGGUGCCCGGGCACGGCAGCCUCCAGCUGGCUGCCCUGAGCCCAGUGUUCUCAGCUAAUUUCAAGCAGCUUUUACACCUCUCCAAAUCAUCUCUUGGAGUCUGGCCAGGCAAAGAGCAGCAGAGAAUCAAGAGACUGCACUUUCAGACAACUUCACAGCCACCUGCUAGGAAUUGGACUUUCUUUGCAGUUUAGAUGCUUUGCACAGUCUGGCCUCUCGCACUCUUUUCUGCCUUGCACAUUUCAGUGCUGUGCCCUGUUUUCUAGUGCAACUUCAUAAUUACAUAAGGAACUGUGAUUCUGAUCUCUCAGUAAUGAACCUUUUGAGGUAAAAAUGUCUGUCAGAGCUUGAUAAGGGCACACAAAUGAUACUGUCCAGCUGCGUUGACUUCAGAGGCUCCGUGCGUGGGUAUCUGGCUGUGAGAUUCACAUCUCUCUGAUCUCUUAAAUCAGAUCUGUGAUUAAAACAGCCCUAUUCCCUUUUGAAAACAAGACUGCGACACAGAGAAAAAUUUUAAAUUUGACUCUCUCAUCCUGUAUGAGUCUUCUCUGUGUUGUCCUAAUGGAUGUUGUGUACAGACCUGAUUUAUAUUAGUCAAGCCUUUUUGCCCAUAUUUACUGAGAUAUUCAGUAUUGCACAUUAUUUGGUUUCAGCGAGGUCUAUUCAAGUGAGAAGAAACACACAUUGAAGUGACAUACUGAGCAGGACAAAAAAUCCAGAAAGUUCCCACAUUCAUGCAUGGAACUCGUCAUAUCAAACAGAGUUUACAGUCAAAAUUUCCUAGCUAGUAUGGUGUCAAAGGGAUUUCAGCUUUUUAUUUUAAGCUGAUAAGCAGUCUACCCAUUUUAAAGUGGAAAUCAGUUGAUACACAUACUUUCUUCAUGUCUCCUCAUGUGAUCAAGUUUAGAUCUGUAGGUGACAUUCUCUGUCUUGCACACUGAAAGUGCCUAAUGUUACCACUGGCCAUAAGUACAAAGCAUUUAUUUUCAUUUAUAGCA